Paramuricea clavata is the source of this 783-nucleotide messenger RNA. The record is from the annotation of a GenBank genome assembly. NCBI's taxonomy places the organism in Eukaryota, Metazoa, Cnidaria, Anthozoa, Malacalcyonacea, Plexauridae.
AUGGCCAACUAUAGUAGUAAGUACAUUCGAGAUUUCGCAACACUAACUGCUCCCCUUCGUGACCUGACGAGAAAGGAUGUUCGUUUUGAGUGGACUCAAACACACCAAACUGCUUUUGAAAAGCUGAAAAACACGCUUGCAAUUGCUCCAUGUAUGUCAUAUUUCGACAAAAACAAACAAACUUUUGUAACAGUUGAUGCUAGUCCUGUAGGAAUUUCUGGAAUUCUUUCUCAGAAACCAAGAAACGGUGACGUAGACAGUCAACAGAUAAUUGCAUAUGUCAGCCGAGCGCUGACUGAUACAGAAAAGAGAUACUCUCAGACGGAAAAAGAAGCGUUAGCGAUAGUAUGGGCGGUUGAACAUUUCCAUUUAUUUUUAUUUGGAAGUGAAUUUACACUAAUAACUGACCAUAAACCGUUAGAAAUUAUUUAUGGCCAACGUACAACCAAAACAUCAGCGCGAAUUGAAAGAUGGAUGCUUCGCUUCCAACCAUAUACAUUUAAGAUAAUUUACAAAUCAGGUGCAUGCCAGCAACCCUGCGGACUAUCUUUCUCGUCAUCCAACAAACGAAAGCAAACGAAAACAGGAGAAGAUGAGGCGAUGACAUCACAAGAAAUAAUCAAUGCAACUAACGCAGACGCGGCACUAACGGCACUCUAUGAUGCAAUUAAAACAAACAAAUGGGAUUCCCCAAUUGUAAAACCGUUCAAAGCCGUAAAAAACGAACUUACGUCUACCACACACGGUGUUAUACUUCGAGGAACACGCAACAACGUGCAAUAG